AUGGCGGCGUCCAAGCAGUCGUCGGAUAAAAACAUCCCUGACUAUGAAUUCAUCGAUGCUAACACCAAACCGUUUCACAUCGGCUCUUUCAGAAACGAGUGGCUGAACCGACUGAAGCCGAGCGACUACUCGUACCAGGAGGAGGACGAGGACUCGUUUGACGCGCGCUUUGCGGAAGACAUGGGGAUCGAUGCGGAGACCAUGGCCGACCUGAAAUCCAUCUGCAGUCUUGACUCUCUCCGUUGCCAUCCUGAGGACCAGCAGCCCGAUGCAGACGUCGUGCCUCCAGAUCCAACGCUUAAAACACUUGUACAAAGAAAAAAGAGACAAGACGACAAAGCUUUUCUAAAAGUCACCAAGAAUAGACACGACCUCUACGCAGAUGAGCUGGAGCGUUUAACUGUCGGCAGGAAACCAGAUUCAGUGGCUGACGUGAUCCCGGAAGGAGAGAUCAUCCUAACCAUCAACGUCUACUACCCGGCCGUUAUUGAGAAAUUCAGCUACAUCCGACCCCACACUACUCUGCUGAUGACGGGCUCGCACAGCUUGGCAGAGCUCAGGGACGCCAUCUGCUGCGUCAGCGACUUGCAAGUGUGCGGAGAGUUCAGCAACACGCCGGACAUGGCUCCGGGCUUCAUCAGCAAAGAUCAUUUCAAGUCGGCUUUCUUUUUCUUCGAGGGAGUUUUCUACAACGACAUGCGGUUCCAGGAGUGCCAAGACAUUAGCAUGACUACCAUUGAAUGGACGAAGGCCCGCAAAUUCCCAUCCUACAGCCAGGCCAAGAUGGAGGACACCCGAUUUGUGGAUCUGACAGUGAAAGUGGGUUUCCCGUACCUCUACUGUCAUCAGGGAGACUGCGAACAUCUCGUCAUCAUCACAGACAUCAGGCUGGCCCAUAAGAACGACUGCCUGGACAAGAAGCUGUACCCACUCCUCACACACAAGCACAGGGUGGCCACGCAGAAGUGCGCCGUCUGCCACGUCUUCAUCGGAAGGUGGUUUACUACCAAUGACCAGUUUGCUCCGAGCGACCCGUGCCUCUUCUGUGACAAGUGCUUCCGGAUGCUGCACUACGACGCUCAAGGCAACAAGCUGGGAGACUUCCUGGCGUAUCCCUAUGUGGACCGUGGUGCAUUUAACUAAUGCGGUUCUUUGGUGAACUGAGCUCAGAUUUAUGCUGUAUAAUACAGUUUAUAUUUCAGAAAGAAAUGGUUUCAUGUUGAGGAAACUUAUAUUUUCUUUAAGAAGAAAAACUUUUGUUUGACUUUCAUGUUAAUAAACCCCAACGUUUACUAGAAAUUUAUAUUUAUUGGUCUGUAAAUAAAUGUAAUCAUCAGUCUCACCAAGGCUUAGUAAAGAGAUACCCGAGUUAUCAUUACAAGGCCGUGGAUCUUUAAUUAAUCUCACCCCGAGAACAGUUUUGGUUAUUUCUCUGGAACAUUAAACAUUUGUUAAUAAAAGCACAAAAAUCAAUGUUAAAAUUCCUCUUAAGUUAUAUUUUAAGAUUUUAGCAGUCAAAUUCUCAGUUACUCUGCUUCAUUAAGACUGUUUGGUGGUUGAAUGACAGCAGACAUCAGAUAAAACACCUGACAGGAAGAACACAAGUGUGCAGACCAGCAUGAGGCGCUCUGUUCCACCAUGAUCACGAUGUUUGAGAUGACUGAGAUUUCUGUACGAUCAGUGUGAAUAUUCAAAGACGAGGAGGACUGUACUGUAUGCACUACUUUAUUAUUGGAUGCUGAAACAGGUCAUCAGACAGCACAAAAAAUACUCUUAUUUACAUCUAUGUUAAAGACGACCAACGUUUAAAAACUUGAACAUGGUUGAGAAAACAAAAUAAACUUUGGCGAACUCCAGAAUCCCGUUUGUGCACCGAAAGUGAAAAUGCAUCUGGAAAAUGUUAAUGUGGCCAAUAUUGUUAGACUUUAGUAGACUAAAGGCUAGACCCUGAUCAAACUGUUGGUGCUGUAAAAGUCAAAAACUAUGUAAAUGCACAUGAAAUGUUGAGUACUAUCAGAAGGAU
Chelmon rostratus (copperband butterflyfish) is the source of this 2023-nucleotide messenger RNA. RefSeq names its product small nuclear RNA activating complex, polypeptide 3 (gene snapc3). NCBI's taxonomy places the organism in Eukaryota, Metazoa, Chordata, Actinopteri, Chaetodontiformes, Chaetodontidae. Bases 1 to 1143 code for a protein of 380 amino acids. Gene Ontology annotation, molecular function: bent DNA binding; RNA polymerase II cis-regulatory region sequence-specific DNA binding; RNA polymerase III type 3 promoter sequence-specific DNA binding. Gene Ontology annotation, biological process: snRNA transcription by RNA polymerase II; snRNA transcription by RNA polymerase III. Gene Ontology annotation, cellular component: snRNA-activating protein complex. The transcript is spliced from 9 exons. The record is from RefSeq and is a predicted model, not a curated record.